ACAGUGACACGAGUCAGCAGCCAGCCAUGGCCGCGCCGAAGCUUGACCGCAACCGCAGCAUCCGCGAGCGCGUCGAGGACACCCUCCACGCCCACCGCAACGAGCUCGUCGCCCUCCUCUCCAAGUACGUGAGCAAGGGGAAGGGGAUCCUGCAGCCGCACCGCAUCCUCGACACGCUCGACGAGGUCCAGGUCCCCGGCGGCAGCGUCUUCGCCGAGGGCCCCUUCCUCGACAUCCUGCGCUCCUCCCAGGAGGCGAUAGUGCUCCCGCCGUUCGUGGCCAUCGCGGUGCGCCCGCGCCCGGGGGUGUGGGAGUUCGUCCGCGUCAACGUCAACGAGCUCAACGUCGAGCAGCUCGGCGUCUCGGAGUACCUCCGCUUCAAGGAGGAGCUCGUGGACGGACAGCACGACAACCCGUACGUACUGGAGCUUGACUUUGAGCCAUUCACCGCCUUGAUCCCGCGCCCAAAUCGGUCGUCGUCAAUUGGAAAUGGCGUGCAGUUUCUCAACAGGCACCUGUCUUCGGUUUUGUUCCGAAACAGGGAUUGCCUGGAGCCCCUGCUUGAUUUCCUCCGUGAGCACCGGCACAAGGGGCACGUGAUGAUGCUAAAUGAUAGGAUACAGAGCGUGGGAAGGCUUCAGUCUGUCCUGACCAAAGCUGAGGAGCACCUGUCAAAACUCCCAGCUGACACACCGUACUCGGAAUUUUCUAACAAAUUUCAAGAAUGGGGCUUGGAGAAAGGUUGGGGUGAUACAGCUGAGCAUGUAUUGGAGAUGAUGCAUCUCCUUCUGGAUGUUCUUCAAGCGCCAGAUCCAUCUACUCUGGAGAAUUUCUUGGGGAGGAUCCCGAUGAUCUUUAAUGUUGUGAUAGUAUCUCCUCAUGGAUACUUUGGCCAAGCUAAUGUGUUAGGCAUGCCAGAUACUGGAGGGCAGAUUGUCUACAUAUUGGACCAAGUUCGUGCAUUGGAGAAUGAGAUGGUUCUUAGGUUAAAGAAACAAGGGCUUGAUGUUUCCCCUAAAAUUCUCAUUGUUACUCGAUUAAUACCAGAUUCAAAAGGGACAUCAUGUAAUCAGAGGCUUGAGAGAAUAACUGGAACAAAGCAUACUUUCAUAUUGCGCGUUCCAUUUAAAAAUGAAAACGGGAUACUCAAGAAAUGGAUUUCAAGAUUUGAUGUGUGGCCCUAUCUGGAGAAAUUUGCAGAGGAUGCAGCUGGUGAAAUUGCUGCAGAAUUACAGGGUACUCCAGAUUUCAUAAUUGGGAACUACAGUGAUGGAAAUCUUGUGGCAUCUUUGCUAUCUUAUAAGAUGGGAAUUACUCAGUGCAAUAUUGCUCAUGCUCUGGAGAAGACUAAAUAUCCAGAUUCAGACAUAUACUGGAAGAAGUUUGACGAGAAGUAUCAUUUCUCUUGUCAGUUUACUGCUGAUAUAAUUGCGAUGAACAAUGCUGAUUUCAUAAUCACCAGCACAUACCAAGAAAUCGCUGGAAGCAAAAACACAGUUGGACAGUAUGAGAGCCAUACUGCUUUUACUCUUCCUGGUCUGUACCGCGUCGUGCACGGGAUUGAUGUUUUUGAUCCAAAGUUCAACAUAGUCUCUCCUGGAGCAGACAUGUCCAUAUAUUUUCCAUACACUGAAAAAGACCGGCGGCUCACUGCCUUUCAUGGUUCAAUUGAGAGCCUGCUUUAUGACCCAGAGCAAAACGAUGUACACAUUGGACAUCUGGAUGACAAAUCAAAACCAAUUCUUUUCUCCAUGGCAAGACUUGACCGGGUUAAAAACAUAACAGGACUGGUCGAAGCAUAUAGUAAAAACGCUAAGCUAAGGGAGCACGUAAACCUUGUUGUAGUAGCUGGCUUUUUCGAUGUCAAGAAUUCAAAGGACAGAGAAGAGAUAGAAGAGAUAGAAAAGAUGCAUGAACUUAUUAAGACAUAUGACCUGUUUGGGCAGUUCCGUUGGAUCUCUGCCCAGACGAACAGGGCCCAGAAUGGUGAGCUGUAUCGCUACAUCGCUGAUACUCACGGUGCCUUUGUGCAGCCAGCUUUGUAUGAAGCAUUCGGUCUCACUGUUGUGGAGGCCAUGACCUGUGGACUUCCUACUUUCGCAACACUUCAUGGAGGACCUGCCGAGAUUAUAGAGCAUGGAGUCUCAGGUUUCCACAUUGAUCCUUACCAUCCUGAUCAGGCCGCCUCUUUGAUGGCCGACUUCUUUGAACAAUGCAAACAAGACCCCAGCCACUGGGUUAAGAUAUCUGACAGGGGACUUCAGCGUAUAUACGACAAGUAUACAUGGAAGAUUUACUCCGAGAGGUUGAUGACACUGGCUGGGGUUUAUGGCUUCUGGAAGUAUGUUUCGAAGCUUGAGAGGCGGGAGACUAGGCGUUACCUUGAGAUGUUCUAUAUACUGAAGUUCCGUGAGCUGGCGAAGAGCGUGCCACUUGCAGUAGAUGAGGCACACUAGCCGUUCUGUGCUCAGUACCCAUGACUUGAUGAACUGCUCUGUGUUUGUGUCUGAGAAUAACUGCAUGUCAUCCGGGGGGAGGACAAAUGGAGUAAAAUGCAGUUGAUGACCGAUAUAUAAGUUGUCUACGUGUGUGUCCAGCUAGAAGUAUCUGGGAGUCUGUAAUCGAGGAUCAAAUAUCUUGGUUAUGUA
Molecule: messenger RNA, 2648 nt
Organism: Lolium rigidum
Lineage: Eukaryota; Viridiplantae; Streptophyta; Magnoliopsida; Poales; Poaceae
Product: sucrose synthase 4-like
Exons: 15
Coding region: 27-2456 (809 amino acids)
Biological process (GO): sucrose metabolic process
Molecular function (GO): sucrose synthase activity
Source: RefSeq, a predicted model, not a curated record